This is a messenger RNA of Oppiella nova, 330 nucleotides long. Lineage: Eukaryota; Metazoa; Arthropoda; Arachnida; Sarcoptiformes; Oppiidae. The record is from the annotation of a GenBank genome assembly.
AUGCAUCUGCAUAUUUUGGGUAUUUGCGGCACCUUUAUGGGUUCAUUGGCGCUAUUGGCGCGUGAUUUAGGACAUAAGGUCACCGGUUCAGAUGCGAACGUUUAUCCACCGAUGUCGACCCAACUCGAAAAUGCUGGCAUUACCUUAAUGCAAGGCUAUGACCGUAGUCAUUUACAACCACAUCCAGAUCUUGUCCACAAUUCCUUGCUGACCAUGUAUUACAAGGCAAACAUGUGCUUGGUGUUGCAGGCACCCAUGGUAAAACCACCACAACAACAAUGCUGGCUUGGGUACUGGAUCAAGCGGGCUUUAGUGAAAGCGCACGUUUAG